AAUGGAAAUAAUAAGACACAAUGCAUUCCACUUUACUGCAGCCAUUGCCAAAAAUCUGAUUUAAACGUUUUUGCUCAAUCUCUGCCACUAUCAGCAUGUCAUCUAGCAGAAUUAGCUUUCAAAAAUCUUCUGUAUCUUAUCAGACCCCAUCCACACAGACCUCAAGUUGGAUCUCAACUGGGGCCUAUGCAGGAUUACCAGGCCGCAGGGCCAUAAGUGUAGUGGGAGAGGGAUCCACCCGUGGUCGACUGGCAACUCCUGGUAUAGGGCAGUCUUCUUUAAUUAGAACAAACUAUGUAGGUGGUCUUGGCACUGCAGCUCCAGGGGCUUUCAGGGGCAACUUUGUUGGCAGUCUUGUAAGUGGCAUUGGUGGUGGCAUUGGGGCUUGCUUUAGUGGUGACUUUGCUAAUAAUAUCUUUACUGGCAGUGAAAAGCAAACAAUGCAAAAUCUGAAUGACCGCCUGGCCAAUUACUUGAAAAAGGUGCAUUCUUUGGAGGUAGAAAAUGGAGAACUGGAGAAAAAGAUCAGAGAGUGGCAUAUGAGUAAGUCUCCUGCUACACAUCACGACUACAGCUCAUUUAAUGAGACUAUUGCCGACCUACAAAAGAAGAUUCAGGAUGCAACUGUCGAGAAUGCUGAAAUUCUUGUGAAUCUUGACAAUGCGAAACUGGCAACCGAUGACUUCAGAACCAAGUAUGAGAAUGAAUUAACAUUCAGACAAGGAGUUGAUGCUGACAUUGCUGGAAUGCGUCGGAUGCUUGAUGACCUCACUUUGUGUAGAUCUGAUCUUGAAAUGCAAAUUGAAGGUCUUAAGGAUGAGUUGGACAACCUAAACAAGACUCAUGAAGAGGAUAUGAAAUCAAUGUCAACACAGCUUAGUGGACAAGUCAGUGUGGAAGUCGAUGCAGUUCCAGGUGUUGACCUGACAAGAUCCCUGGAGGAAAUGAGAUCCCAGUAUGAUGGAAUGGUAGAAAAGAAUCGCAGGGAAGCCAAGGAGUGGUUCGACAAUAAGUCCAUAGAACUGAACAAGGAAGUAACUACUAGCACAGAAACAUUGCAAAUCCAAAAGACAGAAAUCACUGAUCUGAGACGCACAUUACAAGGCCUGGAAAUUGAGCUGCAAUCCCAACUCAGCAUGAGGAAUGGUUUGCAGAGCAACCUGGCUGAAACAGAGAGUCGCUAUGGUACUCAGCUUCAGCAGAUACAGGCUAUAAUUCAUGAGACUGAGGCUCAGCUGACUAAUCUGAGAGCCCAGCUUGAAGGCCAAGCAACUGAGUAUAAGUUACUCCUGGACAUCAAAGCACAUCUGGAGCAGGAGAUCAAUACAUACCGCCACUUGUUAGAAGGAGAAGAGAACAGAAAUUCUGGCAGCAAAGUCACCAUGAUCAAAGAAAAAACAGGCAGCAUCAUUAAAAAUUAACAAGGUCAAGUACUGACAGGCGAAGGAUUAUCGAAGCAUACAAGAUGAGCCAGCUAUGAACAAUCAUCAUUAAGGAAACCUCAUCUCCCUCUAAUUGCACGAAACUUGGGAGACCGACUCAACAAGUAUGACAAAUGUUACACAGUGGACAUUUAGCAUUAAGAGCAAUUACUUAACAGUAUAUACAUAUAUACAUAUGUAUAAGUGGAUUU
Protopterus annectens (West African lungfish) is the source of this 1633-nucleotide messenger RNA. RefSeq names its product keratin, type I cytoskeletal 19-like. The transcript is spliced from 8 exons. Gene Ontology annotation, molecular function: structural molecule activity. The record is from RefSeq and is a predicted model, not a curated record. Bases 96 to 1421 code for a protein of 441 amino acids. Lineage: Eukaryota; Metazoa; Chordata; Ceratodontiformes; Protopteridae.